Molecule: messenger RNA, 1692 nt
Organism: Hyalella azteca
Lineage: Eukaryota; Metazoa; Arthropoda; Malacostraca; Amphipoda; Hyalellidae
Exons: 4
Coding region: 17-688 (223 amino acids)
Source: RefSeq, a predicted model, not a curated record
UAAAAUCAAGGUGCGAAUGAAGCGCGUAGCACUUGCGGCGUUGACGGCAGCGCUGCUGACGCUGGGGGCAGUGAACGCCGCGCUGCCAGAGGCCUACUUGAUACAAACCUACGCGGGCAAGACGUCCGUGGUGGUCAAAAAUGUGCAGAUCUCCGAGGACGAUUCUUACUACCUCGCCCAAGCACCAUCUGAGUGCGCGUGUCGCGGGCGAUGCUUCGUCGACGGGCGCUGCAUCGCGCACUCCUACAACGCGAGCGGCGCGUGCGCUCUCAGCGACAAGCUCGGCAAGACGACGCAGUCCAGCGGCGCUACUUACCAAUACUCGGAAAAAUUCGUACAGAAAAUCGAUGGCAAAUUCUACAACGAAGGCCUUGCCUUGGGGUAUACCGACUGCGCGGCGCGCUGCUCUCAGCCCGGCAUGAGGAUCCCGGUCGUCAAAACCAAAGCUACUUUCGACUUCCUGAAAACCUGGAUGACAUUCGUAGGCCUUCAGCAAGACAGCGACGGCGUCUACCGUUGGUCGGACGGCAGCGUGCUGGACCAGACGAUCUACGGCAUCACUAUUCCGCCCAAACAGAACAGCGGCAUGGAAUACUACGUGAUUUACAGCGGCAACUUUGACGACGUGCCAUCCACGACCAUGUCCUUCCAUUGCACAUGUCAAGGGAUCUUCACCAACGUCGAUUAAUGCAAGCUCUGCAAUACCGACGUAGAAACAGGCUCUGGUUGUUUACAGUUUACAGAUUUCGGGCUUAUGUUCCACCUGAAACAUGGACACUUUCCAACCUAACUGACAUAUGCUCCACCUGAAUUUUAUUAUAAAAGUGUAUAUGAUCGACAUGGCGUUUCUACACGUCCGGAGCACCACUCUGAGAGAGUAAAUGCAGUAAUCCCCUUCAACUCGGCAUGGCUAUUUAGGACCGGAAACUCCGAUGAUGAAUGGAAUGGAGUAACGCGAUGUAAGAUCUCCCUCUAGUAUUUAGUAUCCAUACAUUCCAUGUCAUUUUACGGACAAAGAUAAAUUCAAGACUAACCACUUUAACCAACAAGAUCAAGACUUAGUGUACAGUCACCACAGUAUGAUAUCCACGCUGAUGGGGAUUUCUUGGCUAUGUUCAGAAACCUCGCCCGUAGUUAGCAUCUGCCGGUAUAUUUAAUUCUGAAUUUUAAUUUCACUGUUUUCUUGCACAAUUUAUAUUCCCUUGCACCGAAUAAAAUUUCAGCGUGAUUGUCACCAGCUUGCAUUGAAAAAAAAAGUUUCUUCUAACUAUUUUUUUAUAAAAUAGCUAUUAACUUAUAAAAGGGCAUUAAUUAUAGCAGCAGUACACAAGAUUCCCGGCCCAAAAUUAUUAAAUUUUUGUACCUUAGCCAAACAUCAUGAUGCUUCAAAAGCUCAGUGUUAUCAAUUAUGUAAAAGUCAUAUCCGAGCACCAUUUCCAUCAGCAAUAAUCCACGCAGGUAAUUUCAGUGAGAUAAACUCAAUAUCUGAAGCACUGCAAUAAUAAGUUCGUAUAGUCUACCGAUAAACAAUGAUUAAAGAUCAUCGUCGUGGUCUAAGCAUUUAAGUUUUGCUCACUUUUUCUGCUAAAGGUUGACACGACUUGCAAGUUAACCAAUGGAAGGUUGGUUGCACUCGUGACCGUCAUACCAGGUAUCUAGAUGAAUUAAUUUUUCGAACGUAGCGGCCAUUUU